Molecule: messenger RNA, 1416 nt
Organism: Pleurotus ostreatus (oyster mushroom)
Lineage: Eukaryota; Fungi; Basidiomycota; Agaricomycetes; Agaricales; Pleurotaceae
Exons: 8
Coding region: 1-1416 (471 amino acids)
Biological process (GO): glucan catabolic process
Molecular function (GO): hydrolase activity, hydrolyzing O-glycosyl compounds
Source: RefSeq, a predicted model, not a curated record
AUGCGCGCCACAUCGUUGCCUUUGUAUCUGCUCUUUCUCGUCGCUCGGGCGGCGCUGACUCUCGCCGGGCCUCAUGCUGUCCUACAACGCGCCCACCACUUUGCUGCCAGUCGCAGCAGGGGUCUUGUAAGCGAUCUUCGUCUUGCAUUCAGCGUCGUGCCACCGAGGAGACGCCAGAAGAGUGGACUGGUAAAACGGAAUGGCCAGUGUGUUGUCGCAUUAGGGAUUACAGAUUCGAAGCAUUCUAGUAACGAUGAAGGAGCGAGCGGGGAUAAUUCUGAAAGCAGUACGCAGUCAAACUCGAGUUCGGCCUCGUCCUCGUCCUCGUCCUCUGGUGCCUCAGGGAGCUCUUCUUCGACAUCGACAAGGGCUGCGGCUACUUCGAGUUCCCGAGCUGCAGCUACUACUACUUCUCAACGCCAGCCUACGUCUACAUCCACUACUGCUUCUCAGCCUUCGCCCACUCCAGCGUCGCCAUGGAGGCUGGUUGAGUCCCAUGAGGGCUUGGAUUUCUUCGAAGGAUGGGAGUUCUUCACGUUUCCGGAUAGUACGAAUGGUAUCGUUGAUUAUCUCAAUGAGCAGGAUGGGCGAAACGCCAAUCUCGUAUCCGUGAAUGACAACAAUAACGCUGUUAUGCGCAUUGAGACGACGCCUACUGUCGCGGCUAAUCGGAAGAGCAUACGAAUCACUACACAAAGCACUUGGAAUGGGGGGCUGUUCAUCAUGGACGCCGUGCAUAUGCCGACUGGGUGUGGGACAUGGCCGUUAAUGAGAGGCAGUGCUUUCUGGAGUAACGGACCCAGCUGGCCAACAGGAGGCGAAAUCGACAUCGCAGAAAGCGUGCACAACUACACGAACAACCAAGCCACCCUCCACACCUCACCGGGAUGUCGCCUCCCCUCGAGCAAUCCUUCGGAUUUGGGCAUCUCAGGAUCGCUGCUCGCGACGCAGGACUGUGCGGUUGCGACCACCAACAACGAGGGCUGUGGAAUCCGCUCGCCGGACAGCAAUUCCGUCGGUGUGGGGUUUAAUGCCAAUGGGGGAGGUGUUUAUGCCAUGCUUUGGAACGGCGACGGCAUUUCUGUGUUUUUCUUCCCCAGGGGGUCUAUCCCGUCCGAUAUUUUUGCGAGCGCGCCUCGACCGACCUCGUGGGGACUCCCGCAGGCAAGGUUCCCCGCGUCCGGGUGCAACCCCUCGCAGUUCUUCACGAACCAUCACCUAAUAUUCUCCUCUACGCUCUGUGGCGAUUGGGCCGGUGGUGUCUGGAACAUUGCUGGUGUUCCUGGACAAGAACAGAGCUGUGCGCAACGUACGGGGUUUUCCACGUGCGAGGACUUCGUACGAGCUAGUGGGGCGUCCUUUAACGAGGCCUACUGGGAAGUACGAAGCGUCAAGAUCUACCAGCUGCAGAGUUGA